ACGCAACUGGUCGGCGACCGGCAGCCGAGUAUAUUGUGUGGUGUAGCAUUGACAGUUUUGUUUCGUUGGGUGAUUAUACGGGUUACGUAAAAGUUUUUAUCCUAUUCCAAAGUGUAGAGAGGUGGGUUAAGAUUAAUUUAGAGAAAAAGUAGAUCUACAACAAGAUUCUAAGAAAAGUUGUCGUGCUAAUGAGAGGAGUCGAUGUUUUUUUUGUUCGUAAGAUCGCGCGUGCGUUUUAUUUGUAUUAACGAGGAAGCAGCAUUGCGUGGCGUCGGUCUUGCUUGCGUAUUUAAAACUUGGCCGUUUAGAGAAACGCAUUUUCUCUACCCUUGCAUAUCCUAGCAUACCCUCACUCACUUUAUAGCCUCUGAGACUAUGUACUAAACUUUUCUCGAUUUGGCUGAGAGACGAACUCCGACUUAAAUUUUUAUUAUAAAAAAUUCUAAGUACACACCCUUUAAUAGAUUUCAGAGUAUUUAAAUCUAAACGAAGCUCAAUCAGCUUGUACUUUCUCAGUGUGCAGAAGGUGAGCGUAAAAGAUAGUGUGAAAGUGAAACUGGAAUUCUGAGGAAUAUUAAUCAUAUCGUAGAGAUGGGUAAAACGCCAAAGAAGGCGGUCCCGGGGGGCGAUGAGAGGAAUUUGUACAUUCGGAGGCUUAAAACUGCAACCGCGUCGUCGAAAGCUUCUGAUACGAGCUUACCUGAGAGACAGCGCGAAUCCGAGAACGAGAACAGAUCAAAAUUAAGUGGAACGCAAAAACAGUUACCAAGUAACACGGGAAAGACCUUCAAGAGUAAACUCCGCAGCCCGUCAAAGUCCGGUGUAAGCCGCUUGCCGAAACCGCAGAGUCGUGUAGCAGCCGCUUCAAGUAAAGAACACAAAAAACUGGAGCCAGCAUAUAAAGCAGCAAAAAGUAUGAUGUCGAAGUUGCAAAAGGAAGCAGAAGAAGCUGACGUCAAAUUGAAAGUAUCCAUUGAAAAGGAAGACGUCAAGGAACAAAAUCCAGAGAAUGAAACCAAAGAGCAGAUUACUGAUAAAGAGGCAGAGAGCGAAACACAGACGAAUGAGAAACUCGAAGAUCAACAUGGCUCGAUAGAUUCAGUUGAAAGCAACCAGAGUGAUGCGAUUAUCCUAGCCGAAAAAGUGGUUACGCCACAGAAUAUCGAAGACACUUCAAAACCGGAAGAAAUAAUCACCGAUGAAAAGAAUAACCAUAGUACAACAACCGAAGAGGAUCAGGAAGGCAGUAAUUUCCGUUUGAAUUUCAUAAUCGAGGAUGAUAGUCCGAAAAAGUCAGAGGAUAACUUCGCCGAGAGAAAUAGUAGCCAGGAGGAAGAACAAGUAAUCGAAAUUAAAAAUGACGAAAAAGAAAUGAAAGCAUCAAUCACUGAGAAGGAUGAUAAUAAAAGCGAGGCUCUAACAGAUACAGAAAGCUACUCAGUAGACGUCGUAGAAUCUACAACAUCUGAAGUUUCUGAAGCAUCUGAACUUGUAACUCAAAUAGAAAGUGAUAAGGUGGCGGAGAAAUCAACGUCAAUUCCAGGAGAUGACGUAUCCUUUGUAACAUAUGAUUCCAACAUAAUGUUGAAGGAUGUCAAAAUUAAACUUAACGAUUGCCUCAAGGAUAAUUCAAAGCUUUUCGACACAAGUAAUGCUGAUAAUAGUAUUUCGGAACCACUCUCAAAGGAUUCCUCCUUCGGUAGGACCCUCAGAAAUAUUUCAGGCAGACAUUCAAUCGGUCGCAUGCGUCACGUUACCCUGCGUGAUCGUAGAUUGUCUCCCAACAAUUCACUUUUUGUGAAUACAUCCUCAGCAUCUUUACCAGCCGAAGAAGCGGGUGAACAGAAAUUUUCACAUUAUCGCAGUGACCUCUCAGAGAAGUUUAGCAGUAAUGGCAGUGCCAUGGAGAAGAAACGUAAACUGGAAUUGGAUGCUUGCAACUCAGCUAAGAAAAUCAAAACCAAUGAAGAAUCCAGCUUUUUGAAUUCAUCAAUCGGAUUGUUGAGAGGAUGGCGCAGACCAAUCCAAGUAUCAACUCCUAAUGUAGCAGGUUAUAAACUCAAGCCAGAUAAAUUAAAUAUCAGCGGAAUUCAUGGGCGUAAUGACAGAAUUUUAGAUAAUGAAUCCGAAGUCACCAAGAAUUGGUGCACUGUCAUGUAAUCUGUUUUUGAGAACAUAAAACCUGAGAGAUUGUUUUUGAAUAUCGAGAGGGAAAUUUACAACAAACGUAACAAAAACCAUUUUUAAUGAACGAAAUGGAAGAAACAGAUUACUGAUUUUGCAUAUAAUUUAAGGAAGUGAAAAAUCAAAUGGUUUUUAUUACACUUGUUAUAACCUUCCUUGUAAGUCUGAAAGUCAUCGUGCAUUUGCCAAAAAAUUGUAUGUAUUCUAACAUUUUUCAACAGAUUAGAACUAAUGCGCGAUAAGAAAAUAUUCCUCACGUAUUUUACCUAUCUCGGUAAUAUCCUUAUCAAAGUACACUUUCAUUUUUUUACACAUUAAUUGAAACAUUUAUGAGUAAUGAGGUUCCAUUUUGUUUUAUCAUAAUCACAGAUUAUGCAACUAUGGAGUGGAAGCUCCUUUGAAUCAAACUACCGUUUGCCAUCAGAAACUGGUAACUAAGAAAUUGAGUCAGCAUAUUCAUGUACAAAGAUUUAAUCUCAAUUUUCAUAAAUAUUUUAAAAGGUAUCUCAAAUUUCUACCAUUCUAAUUUGAUAUGCCAGACAAGCCAUUUUAAGAUGUUCAAGAGGUAACAAAAUUGUUACACAGUUACGAUUAUAAAUUAUUAGGAUCACUCAUCAAGUAUCCCUAUCUUUGACAGAGAUAAGAGUAACUACAUGGUUUCCUAUUAAUUCAUAAUUGUCGUGCAGCCAUUGUCAGGCUUAUGAAAUUUCAUUGUAGUCACUUUAGAAUCACCGUUUUAUUCGCCAUGACAUUACAAAAAGAGUAGACCCUCCUAAAGCCAAUUAAUGCGGCUCCUUAUUUACUUAGAAUAUAAAUUAGGUCAGACUGCCUUUGUCUACGUUAGUGCUUUCGUGUCCGAGAAAUUCAAACCUUUCUGAAAGCAUGUGAACAAAUGCAAAAUAAUCCAUAAGUAUGAAUUAUUAAUUUGCUUAUUUCCAAAGGCAUUCUUUUCUUAAGAUUAAAUAAUUAAUUUAAGUAACACACAGACAUAUAUAUAAAUAUAUACAUAUGUCAGUCCUACCUUAAUUCAUAUUUGCUUUCUACGUCCUUAUUUCGUUUAUUAAAUUAACUGUCUGAUUUUACCAGUUUAUCAAUGUAAUAUCAUAAUAAUAUUUGCAAUAGUGUAAAUGGGUAUUUAUAAUUUAUUACAGUCCUGAGGUAAAACAAAAAAAUAUCCAAGAAAGACAGGUAUCUGAGUUCA
Molecule: messenger RNA, 3385 nt
Organism: Cephus cinctus (wheat stem sawfly)
Lineage: Eukaryota; Metazoa; Arthropoda; Insecta; Hymenoptera; Cephidae
Product: pre-mRNA-splicing factor CWC22 homolog
Exons: 4
Coding region: 592-2160 (522 amino acids)
Source: RefSeq, a predicted model, not a curated record